CCGAGUCAGUCCGUCGUCCUGAUUUCAGAGUGAGCAGGCACAAUGUCUGACGGAGAGCAUUUUUUGUUUAGUGGUUCAAAUAAUAACCUGCCAUGCCACAGAACAACUAAAUCACAUGUGGACCCUCAGACUGUGGAAGACUUCAGGAGAAAACUGAAAUAUUUCUUCAUGAGUCCAUGCCAGAAGUACAGAGCCAGAGGUCGGAAGCCAUGGAAAAUGAUGCUGCAGAUACUCAAGAUUGCCAUUAUUACCUUCCAGUUAGUUUCUUUUGGAUUGAGCAAUGAGAUGAUGGUCACCUUUAAAGAGGGGAAUAUCAUCACCUUCAAACAUUUUUUCCUGAAAAAUUACCAGGACAGAAAUAAAGAUUAUGCCUUGUACACAAGACACGAUGUUCAUGACCACAUACUGUACAUAAUCAAUAAGUAUCUACACCUAGAAGACCUGACGAUUGAUAAUCAUGCGUUUGAGAGGAUCAAUGAUGUGGUCACUCCUCUGUCCAUCUGUCAAGAGUUAUAUCGACAUGCUAAUGUUUUACCAGCCAAUGAGACUUUUGAUAUUGAUCCACAUGUAGAGACAGAAUGUCUUUCUAUUUACCCGUUCUCACACUACAAGAAGGAUGGUUUGGAAAAGGACAUGAACCUCACUUUAGAUUUCCAAAGGUUGUUAGCAGUAAACAUCCAUCUCAAAGUAAAGGCUAUUAACCUUCAAACUGUGCAUCAUAAAGAGUUACCAGACUGUUAUGACUUUGCCGUUAAUAUCAAGUUUGACAACCAUGCACACAGUGGGCGAAUCAAGAUAUCUCUUAGCAGUGAUGUUCAGAUAAAAGUCUGCAAGGACUGGAAUGUUUCUGGCUCAACAGACCUUCACUAUCAGCUCAUCGUUCUGUUCGACUGCGUGGUGAUCUGCUGCUGUUUGCUCUCGCUCAUCCUCUGCACACGCUCAGUCUACAAAGGCAUGCACUUGCAGUCUGAGUACACCACAUUCGCAUCCAUUUACUACAAUAAAAGAGUUUCCUGGUCUGAGAGAAUAGAGUUCAUCAACGGCUGGUACAUCCUCAUCAUCAUCAGUGACACGCUGACUAUCACAGGAUCUGUUCUCAAAAUAUGCAUACAGAGCAAGGAACUGACCAAUUAUGAUGUGUGCAGUAUUUUACUGGGCACUGCAACAAUGUUUGUGUGGAUUGGAGUAAUGCGUUACCUCAGUUUCUUUCAGAAAUAUUAUAUCCUCAUCCUCACCCUGCAGGCUGCGCUUCCUAACGUCAUUCGGUUCUCCUUCUGCGUUGUUAUGAUCUUUCUUAGCUACUGCUUCUGUGGAUGGAUCGUUUUAGGGCCACACCAUGAAAACUUUCGGUCAUUUAAUAUGGUGGCUAACUGCCUUUUUUCCAUGAUGAAUGGAGAUGAAAUCUACUCAACCUUCACCAAAAUCCGAGACAAGAAUGAUCUGGUGUGGAUGUUCAGCAGAAUGUAUGUCUACACCUUCGUCCCACUCUUUACAUUCAUGAUUCUGAGCCUCUUCAUCGCCCUUAUCACUGACACCUAUGAAACCAUCAAGCACUAUCAGAAGCAUGGAGCACCCUUAUCAGAGCUGCAGGCUUUCAUAGCUGAAUGCAAAGACUCACCGAACUCUGGGAAGUACAUGGUGCAUGAGGAAACCUCCACCCUUUGGUGCCUUUGUGCUCCCUGUGUGAAUUGCACCUGAAACAGAUGAGAAAACUGCAUUGCUCAGUGUCUCUUGCAUUGCUUUAAACCAGUGGCUCUCGAUUGGUGUGCCGGGACCAGAAUUACAGGAUCAUGGACAGCAUGAAAAAUGAUUAAUACCAAUAAUAAAACAUGCAUAUGUUGUAAGCUGGCUGCACACAUUACGUGAUGCUAUUGAACUGAAAAGGAAAGAAUGAUUCUGGGAGGAGCCAGAUACAGCUCAUUAAGGCUGAUGAAGCAUCCAACUUAUUAUUACAUAAUUUAUUAUAUAUGCAUCCCUAGGCAAGAUAAAACAUGUAAUAUGUUAUAGCAAAUUAUAAUAAAUGUACAUGAAAACAUUAUUUAUAAUGAAAUAAAUUGCAUAUGAAUAGCACAAU
Molecule: messenger RNA, 2074 nt
Organism: Carassius gibelio (silver crucian carp)
Lineage: Eukaryota; Metazoa; Chordata; Actinopteri; Cypriniformes; Cyprinidae
Gene: mcoln3a
Product: mucolipin TRP cation channel 3a
Exons: 12
Coding region: 43-1698 (551 amino acids)
Cellular component (GO): lysosomal membrane; plasma membrane
Molecular function (GO): NAADP-sensitive calcium-release channel activity
Source: RefSeq, a predicted model, not a curated record